Messenger RNA from Parnassius mnemosyne (clouded apollo), 1923 nucleotides. NCBI's taxonomy places the organism in Eukaryota, Metazoa, Arthropoda, Insecta, Lepidoptera, Papilionidae. The record is from the annotation of a GenBank genome assembly.
AUGGAAGAAAGGAAUCGAAAGGUCGCCGAAGCUUAUGAAAAAUUUAAAAUAAAUCAAUGGAGCAACGGUGGAAGCAUAACGUGCGCACAAGUUGCCACGAACGUGGUGGAGCAAAAGCAUCAAGUAUCAAGAGCUAAGAGGAGUAAGGCACUUGGAAGCCGUGCUUUCAGAGGCAGCACCGUUUGGUUCACCGGCCUGAGCGGCGCGGGGAAGACCAGCAUAGCCUUCGCUCUUGAGGCGUACUUAGUCUCCAAAGGUAUUCCAGCAUACGGUCUCGAUGGCGACAACAUCCGGACGGGACUUAACAAGAACCUGGGUUUUAGCAAGGAGGAUCGCGAGGAGAACAUCCGGCGAGUGGCUGAAGUGGCAAAACUCUUUGCGGACAGUGGGGUUGUUUGUCUUUGCAGUUUUGUGUCUCCUUUUGCAGAGGACCGUGAAAUAGCUCGUCGCAUUCAUACAGACUCGCAACUACCCUUCUUUGAAGUUUUCAUCGACACUCCGCUGGAAGUCUGUGAACAGAGAGACACGAAAGGCCUGUACAAGAAGGCCAGAGAAGGGCAAAUAAAGGGGUUCACCGGCAUAACUCAAGAUUAUGAGCGACCUGAAGCGCCCGAGUUAGUAAUUCAAACAGUGGGCCAGACUAUCGAAGAAUCAACUAUGGAGGUGAUUCGGUUACUCGAAUCUCAGGGCAUUAUCCCAAUUUUCAGUUCUCAAACCAAUAACCAGGGCGUUGAAGAGCUUUUUAUCUACGGAAAUAGACUAACCAGUGCAAUGGAAGAGGCUGCCACUUUGCCGGAGAUAGAGCUCACAGACCUCGAUCUACAGUGGGUUCAGGUUCUUUCCGAGGGCUGGGCGUAUCCACUCAAAGGAUUCAUGCGAGAAACUGAAUAUUUACAAGCGCUGCACUCGAACUGCAUGACGACUGCGGACGGGCGGCUGGUGAACCAAUCGGUGCCGGUGGUGCUGGCGGUGAGCAACGCCGAUAAGGAGCGGCUGGCGGGCGCAAGCGCGCUGGCGCUGCGCCACUCGGGCCGCUGCGUCGCCGUGCUGCGCGCGCCCGAGUUCUACCCGCACAGGAAGCCCGAGCGCUGCGCACGCCAGUUCGGCAUCUACCACACCGGACACCCCUACAUCAAGAUGAUCGAGGAAUCGGGUGACUGGCUGGUGGGUGGCAACUUGGAAGUGUUCGAACGCAUCCGUUGGAACGAUGGAUUGGACUCUUACCGUCUCACACCAAACGAAUUGCGACAGAAGUUCCAAGAAAUUGGCGCCGACGCCGUCUUUGCUUUCCAACUUCGCAACCCGAUUCACAACGGACACGCUCUACUGAUGCAAGACACGCAACGUCAGCUCAUCGAGAGGGGAUUUAAGAAACCUGUACUCCUGUUACACCCGCUUGGUGGGUGGACGAAAGACGACGACGUUCCUUUAGAAGUGAGGAUAAACCAACACAAAGCCGUGUUGAACGAGGGCGUGCUUGAUCCUAAAUCAACCGUCUUGGCGAUAUUCCCCUCGCCAAUGAUGUAUGCCGGGCCAACUGAGGUGCAAUGGCACGCGAAGUGCCGCAUGAACGCGGGCGCCAACCACUACAUCGUGGGGCGCGACCCGGCCGGCCUGCCGCACCCCGCGCGCGCCGGCGACCUGUACGACCCGCGCCACGGCGCCAUGCUGCUCAAGGUGGCGCCGGGACUCAACGACUUGGAGAUCAUCCCGUUCCGCGUGGCUGCGUACGACACAUCAGUAGGCAAGAUGGCCUUCUUCGAUCCCACGCGAAAAGAGGACUUCGAUUUCAUAUCGGGGACGAGGAUGCGAGGUCUCGCCAAAGCCGGUAAGGAACCGCCAAAAGGAUUUAUGGCGCCAACUGCAUGGAAAAUACUUUCCGAGUAUUAUCAAUCGCUGAAAUCGAAAAUGGACACGAAUUAG